Sphaeroforma arctica JP610 is the source of this 270-nucleotide messenger RNA. RefSeq lists its product as hypothetical. The transcript has a single exon. NCBI's taxonomy places the organism in Eukaryota, Ichthyosporea, Ichthyophonida. Gene Ontology annotation, biological process: double-strand break repair via homologous recombination; nucleotide-excision repair; DNA replication. The annotation marks the transcript as partial. The record is from RefSeq and is a predicted model, not a curated record. Gene Ontology annotation, cellular component: DNA replication factor A complex; chromosome, telomeric region; site of double-strand break. Gene Ontology annotation, molecular function: nucleic acid binding.
AUGUCGACCCACUCCGUGUUCAAGAUGGAAGACGGCACAGGCAUCAUCGACGUGCAGCUGUGGGUGUCCACCAACGAAACAGACGCCGAGGCUCAACAACGGGCCAUGUGGAGGGAAGACACCUAUGUGCGCGUGGUAGGGCACUUGAGCGAGUUCAUGGAGAAGCGCAAGGUACAUGCGGCCCAUCUGGCGGUGGUAGAGGACUUUAACGAGAUCACGUUCCAUCUGCUGGAGGCGAUGCAGUGCCACAUCAAGAACGCGCGGAAUAAU